UUAUAAUAUUCGGCUGACAAAAUAUUUCGAUUCCAUACUUCCAUGCGUAUAACAUGCAAAGCUCUCUAUAAUUACGAUCUGCUGAAGUGCUCAUUCAGUUAUCUGUCUUCGCUAGUGAAUAAUGAAGGGAUUUCUUCGAAGGUCAUCACUAUGCCUGAUUGUUUGUAUUGCUGUUUUUACCGGUCUCGCUUUCUCGGCUGCUAAACCAAACAUCGCCUUGUUAGGAUUUACCGGGCGGACCAAUGCAACAUUCGGUCCCGGCGGCUUUGGUGCUGUUUUGGAUAAAGGAGAGGAACUUUUACAAGCCAAGUACGGAUCGCAACUGAAUUUUACAAGGAAGUUAUUUCUGAGUUCCUAUCCCAUACGGUGCGAUGAACUGGAGUCCAUUGCGGCAGUGUGGGCGAGCCAGUUUUACUACAGUGCAGAAGCACGGGAUAUUGCCGGCAUGGUGAUGAUUGGACCAGAUUGUAUCAAGGCCGCAACAUCGAUAAAUUACAUGGCUAAAGAAUGGAAUGUCCCCAUAUUCAGCCCACAGUACGACGGAAUCAACAGUCCGGUGAUAAAAGGCUCGGCGUUGCGCGCCCUGCAGGGUGACCCCGCCGGAGAGGCCAGUAUCCUGCAGCUGACGGAGGCGCUGGACACGUAUCUACCGGAUCCGCUGCGCGACUACUCCGCGCCCUUCCUCCUCCCCGUGGAAUCUUGCUUCUUGGUGCCGAACCGCGGCGCGGUGGCCGUCGGGACGCUGGUGCAGGGCACCAUCAAGAAGGGCGACCCGGCCGAGAUUCUCGGGCACGGCACGCACCUCAAGACUGUCGUCACCGAUAUUCAGGUCUUCAAGCAGUCCAUUCCGCAAGUGGAAGCCGGGAAGAAUGUCGGUGUGUUAUUACGCGGAAUCAAAGCGGCGCAGGUGUCGCGCGGUAUGAUCCUGGCGCCGCCCGGCCGCUUCACCGCCCACAAUCGCUUCCGCGCCCAGAUCUACUUCCUCACGAAACAUGAAGGCGGCCGCAGUAAGCCGAUCCGCAGCGGCUACGCGCAGCAGCUCUUCUCGCACACCUGGGACGUGGAGACGCGCCUGGACCUCCCGCCGGGCGUGGACAUGCUGAUGCCGGGCGAGCACAGCGAGGUGUUCGGGACGCUGCUGCGCGAGAUGGUCCUCGAACCCAAUCAGCGCUUCACGGUGCGCGAGGCCAACAACCAGACGGUGGCCACCGGCGUCAUCACCAAACUGCUGCCCAGUGUGCGGGUGGACCGCAGUCUCGGCAAGCUGGACGGCGCGAAGCUGGUCACGGAGGCGGGGGAUGUGAUGGAGCGGGAUGGCGGUGCGCCGAAGAAGGCUGUCGUGCGGAAGGCGCCCAAGACCGCGGAAAAAGCCGCAUAAUUCCGGGUUGUUUUCGGGAUUUUUUUGCGGGUGUUGUUGCCGCUAGUGUGUAGUCAUCUGUGAAAUGCUGAUUCGGGAGAAAAUUCAGGAGUAAAAAAUUUGCGGAGAAAAUGAAGAAAAUAAUAAAUAAAU
Messenger RNA from Paramacrobiotus metropolitanus, 1510 nucleotides. Its product is annotated as elongation factor Tu-like. Gene Ontology annotation, biological process: mitochondrial translational elongation. Bases 122 to 1378 code for a protein of 418 amino acids. The record is from RefSeq and is a predicted model, not a curated record. The transcript has 6 exons. Gene Ontology annotation, cellular component: mitochondrion. NCBI's taxonomy places the organism in Eukaryota, Metazoa, Tardigrada, Eutardigrada, Parachela, Macrobiotidae. Gene Ontology annotation, molecular function: GTP binding; translation elongation factor activity.